This is a messenger RNA of Lecanosticta acicola, 803 nucleotides long. NCBI's taxonomy places the organism in Eukaryota, Fungi, Ascomycota, Dothideomycetes, Mycosphaerellales, Mycosphaerellaceae. The record is from the annotation of a GenBank genome assembly.
AUGUCUACUCGAGCCCGUGCAGGCAAAUAUCGAAAGCCUAACCGAGGAGGUGAGAGAUUCCAAGUUCAACUUACUACACUGCCAUGCUCUAACGUCCCUCUCCCACAGGUGGCCGCAGCUUCUCGAAGAACCUCCGGCCUCUCGAUGCAGAGGGCGUCGAGAACUCCAUGUGGGGGGAGUCAGCAAAGGACCAAGACUCAUCCGACGAAGACGACGAUGACGACUCCGAGGAAGACUCCAGCGACGAUGACGCCCCCUCAAAGCCUCAAGAACAGACGGAAAUGACCCGCGAAGAGCGCCGCGCAGCAGCAAAGGCAAAAAAGGAAGCCGCAAUCAAAAAGAAACAAGGGCCCGCCCAACCGGGCGACCUCCCACCCUCGGACUCCUCCGACGAAGAAGAAGACGACGAGGACAUGCCCGCGAACCCAAACCACAGUAACGCCGCACGCAAACAGGCCGAAAAGCCCAUUGUUCCCUCCGACAAACCCGCCAAGCCGAAGAAGGUGGAUGAUGUCUCGCAGCUCUCCCGUCGUGAACGGGAAGCCCUGCAGGCUCAACAGUCGAAAGAGCGGUAUCAGAAGUUACACGCGGAGGGCAAGACGGACGAGGCGAGGGCAGACUUGGAGCGGCUGAAGCUAGUGCGGCAACAGCGUGAAGAAGCAGCGGCGCGGAAGGAAGCGGAGAAGCAGGAGAAAGAGUUCCUCGAAAAGGAGAAGAAGGAGCAAAUGGCGCGGAUGGAGAGACAGCAGGCUCAGAAGGCUGCGCGGGGCGGGAAGGGUGCCAAGAAGGGUGGCAAGUCUUAA